CUUCACAAUCAUCACUUCUCACUUUCUUUUCUUUCCAUCUCUCUCUUUCUUUCAUAAACCAUGGAGUUGGGUUUGUUCUCUAAGGAUUCAAGCUGGUGGGUCUUUACCCUCCCUGCAGUUUUAGGGAUCACUAACCCCACAGAUCCAUGGGUUCUGUUUUCUAUCCUCGUAGCUUUCGUUUCCCUUGCUGUCCUCACAUGGGCUUUGACCCCUGGUGGCCGAGCUUGGAGGCACGGCCGUAAUCAGAGGGGCCAAGUUUCUAUUCCUGGUCCUAAAGGUCUCCCCGUGUUUGGUAGCUUAUUCGACUUGAGCAGUGGCUUAGCCCAUCGAACCCUGGCCUCCAUGGCCUCGAACCUUGGUGCUACCAAGGUCAUGGCUUUUAGUCUUGGCGCAACCCCCGUGGUAGUCUCUUCCGACCCACAAAUAGCCAAAGAGAUCCUUACCUCCUCCCAUUUCGCUGACCGUCCAAUCAAACAAUCAGCUAGAAUGCUCAUGUUUACCCGAGCCAUUGGAUUCGCUCCAAACGGUACUUACUGGAGACUCCUCAGGAGGAUUGCUUCCUCUUACCUCUUCGCACCCAAGCGUAUCGCAGCCCAUGAAGCUGGUCGUCAGCUAGACUGUACCGCCAUGAUGGUUGGUAUCAUGUCCGAACAAUCCCAACGUGGGGCUGUGGUGCUUAGAAAACACCUUCAAGCAGCUUCACUUAAUAACAUCAUGGGUAGUGUUUUUGGUAAGAGAUACGAAGUGGGUCAGGAAAGCCAAGAGUUGAAUGAGCUUCGUGAGAUGGUGAAGGAAGGUUUUGAGCUUCUUGGUGCCUUCAACUGGUCUGAUUAUCUUCCAUGGUUGAGCUUCUUCUAUGACCCCUUCCACAUCAAACAACGCUGCGCUGCUCUUGUUCCUCGUGUGAGGAAAUUCGUUCGUGGGAUUAUCGAAGAACACAGACUCCGAGGAUCUGACAAGCCUUCUGACAAUGCAGAUUUCGUUGAUGUCCUCCUUUCUCUUGAUGGUGACGAAAAGCUCGAAGAAGACGACAUGAUCGCCGUUUUAUGGGAGAUGAUAUUCCGAGGUACUGACACUACGGCAUUACUGACAGAAUGGGCGAUGGCCGAGCUAGUGUUAAACGAGGAAGUCCAAAUGAAGCUUCGAGCAGAGCUGGACAUGGUUGUCGGCCAGAAGGGUGUAACUGAUGGGGACGUGGCCAACCUUCCAUAUCUCCAAUCAGUGAUCAAGGAAACUCUUAGAAUCCACCCACCUGGACCACUUCUAUCCUGGGCCAGGCUAUCCACUGAAGACGUUCAACUGAGCAAUGACAUGAUCAUUCCUGCACACACCACAGCAAUGGUCAAUAUGUGGGCAAUAACCCACGACCCAAAGGUUUGGGAGAACCCAUUGGCCUUCAAACCAGAGAGGUUCAUAGAACAGAAUGUGGACAUAAAGGGCAGUGACCUCAGGCUGGCUCCAUUUGGAGCGGGUCGUCGGGUCUGUCCGGGGAAGAACCUUGGGAUGGUGACCGUAAGCCUCUGGGUGGCCAAGUUAAUCCAGAAUUUCAAGUGGGUUGCAGACCCGAAAAAUCCUGUUGACCUCAGUGAGUUGUUAAAGCUCUCCUGUGAAAUGAAGAACAGUCUCUCUGUCGUGGCCAUUCCCAGGAAUGAAUUCCUUUGCCCUUCAACCAUUUAGGGCUUCAGAAAACGUUCCUUCUUCGCUCUUAAAAAUGUGUUUCAUCUCUCAAAUAAGGAUCGCCUGUUAGGUCCAUUGGUAGUUGUGGGAGUUGCGUCCAUGUAAUGUACUGUGUGAUCUUUAUCGCUUUGUUGUUCUUCUUCUAGGUAUCUCUCUUAUUUAAUCCUGUCAUGGAUUCUUGUUCCCCUCAUGGAAGUCGUGGUUUGUGGGUAUGAAGCAUUAAAGGUAUUGGCUGGGGUCAAGAGUUUAUUGAUGUAAGGAUGUAAUAGUCUAUAUGGUUUGUUAAUAAAUGGUAUUAAACUAGGAUUGUGUA
Messenger RNA from Macadamia integrifolia, 1990 nucleotides. RefSeq names its product cytochrome P450 78A7-like. Gene Ontology annotation, molecular function: iron ion binding; monooxygenase activity; heme binding. The transcript is spliced from 2 exons. NCBI's taxonomy places the organism in Eukaryota, Viridiplantae, Streptophyta, Magnoliopsida, Proteales, Proteaceae. The coding region runs from base 61 to 1677 and encodes 538 amino acids. The record is from RefSeq and is a predicted model, not a curated record.